Messenger RNA from Parastagonospora nodorum SN15, 5439 nucleotides. RefSeq lists its product as hypothetical. The transcript is spliced from 2 exons. The coding region runs from base 1 to 5043 and encodes 1680 amino acids. NCBI's taxonomy places the organism in Eukaryota, Fungi, Ascomycota, Dothideomycetes, Pleosporales, Phaeosphaeriaceae. The record is from RefSeq and is a predicted model, not a curated record.
AUGGGAAGUCGACCUGGCGGACUGCACGACGUCAGCAACAAUGAGCGUCUCUCGUCGAGCACUCAGCGGCCCCAGUUGGCCCCGUCCAUGUCUGCUCCCGCCGGCCGCUUGCCGCGAUUGCUUCCCGCCGAUCUUUCAUCGUACACCGAUUCAUACCUGCCUACCGCGGCCAUUCCCACGUCCGCGACUUCCCUCGCUGAACUCGCCCAUUUGAUUCGCCUCCAAGGCUACCAGGAGCAGCGCAAGGCCCACUCGCGCGUGCGUCUGCAUCGAUGGCUGGUCUCCAGUGCCCUCUCCGCACGUCUGGUACAUUGCGGAGAGCUGGCCUACCGCACCCUGGUCGACAACUUCAGGUCCGAUGACAAGAAAGGCUUUGCCUCUCUUUAUAACGCCCUUAACGAUGUUCGAAACUCAUGCGACGCAACACGGCAGUAUGCAUUGCUCGAGCCUGAUUUGGAGUUUGCCAAAUCCAAAAACAUGCGCGGCGACAAAUCUCUCUCUUCGUCUACUUUUCUCAACGAAGUCCCGUCCAAGAUUUUGGACGAUCUCCUAGACUUUAUUUCCGAAAUUCGUACCAACCCAGAUUUCCUUGCUGCUCGCGUUUCCAGCCUUUCUCAGCAAGAACUCGCGUCUUUGUCGUCAUUCCGCCAGGCGUUGGACCCCAUUGAUUCGGUCAUGGCCAUGCAGGCCCGUGGUAAGAACGUAGGCUCCCAGAAGCCCAGCCAGCAAGGCAAUCCGGUGGAGCGUCUCCUCUCCUUUCAACGACAUGAUCCACUUGCAGCACUCAUUUACUCUAUUUUCGCCAACUCUUCGGGACCGGAUUCCGCUGAGGACCUUCGCCGGACGGAUGUUUGGGCUACUACUUGCGCCAGGCUUAUCAAGGACAACAAGCCAGGAUCCGACAAGUUCGUCAAGACCGUCCUAGACGUAUGGGCUGGAAUGCGCGAAUGGCCCGGCAAAUCCAAUCUAGAGCUUUACCUGAUGCAAGCCCUCCAAGAUGGACAAUUUCUCCUGGAGAAAGCCGAGGAACAAUCGGCGCGAGCAGGAGUUCAACCAGUAGCGCGCAGCACCAAGGACACCAUUGCCGCCGAUGAGUAUUUUGAUAGAGUUGUGAAGCGCCUCUUUGAGGUCGUAGACGACGAGCCCAGCGCUGGAGGUAUCCCUGAAGGAGUCCUCGAGAUUGGAAACGCUAUUCUCCGCAAACUGGACGAAGAAAAGAACGUACGCAAAGCAUCGCAGAACUUCUUUGUGUCGCGAUGGCUUUUCUCUACUUUUCUGCUGAACGCUAUCAUUCACCCUGAGACCCAUGGAAUUAUGGUAGGCCACCACAUCAGCGAACACGCGCGCCAGAAGAUCCUCAAGGAGAUUGCCAUCCGGGCACAGAAAUAUGUAUUGGACAUGACCUACAAUUGGUACGAGCUUUCCUUUGGUUUCUUCCUCUUCCAAACCGCUGACAUGGGCGAUAGGCGGCAAGCAGUGCCUGUUCUUCCAGAAAUCCGCACUCACAUCGAGAACAUUCUCGCCAGGUUCAAGCACACCAAGACGCCCGCCAAGCCAAUUCUUCUACCCGCGAAGGCCAUCACUUCUCCGCGAGAGACUGUCGAGGUGCAGCCAUUCAUCGUUUUGUCUCCCUCCGAUAUCAUUACCAUGGUCAAUACGCUGUUCCCAGAACGUAGGCCAUCGUCGAGCCACAUUGACCAACAAGCUCAACGUCGUACUGGAUUGGCCUCGUCCGCUUCUUCCAUGUCCGGCGUUUCUAUGCCUUUCCGCAACGCCGCUGCGUCUAUGACGGAUGCGAGCUCCGUUCUUAGUGCAAGCGCAUCCUCCAUGACUAGUGAUCAGACCUCCCGGGAGCCACUUUUGGACAGCACUAGCACUCUGCCUUUGGAGGAACGCCCAGCUGAACUGAAGGUUGCACCAACCGAACUGUACGGAAGGCGUUUGAGAACCGCAUGCUCCGAAAUGACACGAAUCCUUGGCGUUGAGGCGACAUCCGGCUCCUGCCAUCCUUGUGCUGAGCGCUGGGCCGUCCUCUACAUCUCAGCAGAUGGAAAGCAGCUGAAAUCUCGCAUGCGCAAAGACUCUGACGACGAAGAAGAGCAUGACGAGGACUCACCUGACAGUGAUAGCAGCGACGACGAGGGAACUGGAGAUAGGAUCGAUCUCGAGAACGACUACCACCAGUUGAAGGAAGCUAUUGUAAAGCUUGUCGAAGAGUACGAAAUACCGAAAGAAUUAGCGCCGGACAGCGAGUCGAAGAACUUCAGUAACCGCAUGACAACCCGAAAAGGUGGUCGAGGACGAGGAAUCGUCCGAAGUGUCACCGAGAACCUAGGAUCGCGCAAUCCAUAUAACCAGGGCCAAAGUCAGAGUCAGCUCACGAAUCUGAUAGCCAGUCAGAGGAAUGUGCCAGCCCGGCAUCGCUCACCACAAUUUCCAAGAAGCAACAGCAAUCCCCAGCUCGGGGAGAAGCAAGAGAACAGCUCGGUCUUGGUCACCAUGCUCGAGACUGCCAUGUACCAGUGUCAAGCGCGAUCGGAUUUUGUCAACGCACAUCUUUACUACAAGACCCUCCAGAGCCUUCGAAGACUUACAUCACCAACAUUGGUGAAGAACGGAUAUGCCGCACUUCUCAACUACUUUUCUCGUGGUCCACGAGACUCACUCGGAAAGGCAGCGAACGCGAUUGAAGAGUUCGAAGCCUGGUUCGUAUGGCUCAAGCAGUCUCAAGAGCGAUCGGAUGCCAUGAUCGAAGAGAUGAUGCUUAGCUUCAAGAAUCUACGUGACAAGAUGUGGUACAUCAGUGAUGUCCGCGGUUCAGCUGUGUACGAAGAAGCUCGCAAUGUGGCCCUUGCUCUCAAGAUUAUGGGGCAACCGACAAGGACGCUCGACGGCAAACCAAUCCAGGGCCAACGGUCUCGUCAAUAUUCCAAGUCUUCGAAUAACAACUUCUUGAUGAAGGGCGAAGCAGUUCUCGUAGACGUCAUGUCGGCAUCGCAGGACUUUGGCGGACCCAACAAGCUAUCUGAUGAGCAGUCAGAGAUUACGCUCAAGUGGCUGACACAGUAUGGUGUCGAGAACUUCUGCAAGGGCGAGGAGAGGAUACACCGCUUCUGCCUUGAGGUGGACAAGUGCGUCAACAAAAUCGUUGGAGAGAACCUGAUCGAGACCCCUGUGCUCUGGGCUAGCGACCUCUACAAGCGGGAUCAGCAGAUACUCGAAAGUGGACGCCAGAAGGGAGACCUCUUCCUCACAGGCGUCGGAACUUUAUCCAUUGCAGGAGAUGAGGAGUACGAAACACAUGGCCGCCCAGGCUCCAGAAACCUCGAUUUCGCGCAGCGUCCCAGCCACAGCAGUCUCAGGUCUGCAGCCAACCGUAAUGGCUCCCAAGCUAGCUUCGACCAAAGCCCGUGGGCACGAGGCCCCAUGGACGCCCAUGAUUAUUUUGGCGGUUCGUCGCCCGUGUUAUCUAUUGACUCUGUUUCAACGUUCUGGUCGCCAUUCCAGACCCAAGCACAGUCACCGACAAGUGCCACCAGCAUUCGUCCCCGUACCGCUUCAUCUUCCAAGGGCACAGUCAUGCUAAAGCAGUCCGCAAGCGUCAAUGAAGACAAGCGCAGAUUCAUGCUCGAGCUGAAGCAGACGCUCACUGGUCUGCUACUUAGCGAUCUAGGAGCAGCCGUUUUUGCCAGCGGAAGCGAGACUGAUUCUUGGUUUGGCGGCGACAUCAUAGAAGACUGCAUUCGUAGGCGAGACGAAGAAGAGCGCAAACGCAAGAAGCAGCUCGCUAAGAAGAAAAGCACGAAGAACUUGCGAAAACAAGUUGUGCCACAGGUCGUGCCGGACCAACGCAAUGUUCCUCUAGAGGCUCUUGGCCGCACAGAGCGCAGUCAGGCCGCGCCACCAGUUGCGACCUACCAGCACGCGGCAGGCUCAGAUGCCCAUCACUCCGCUGGUGAACAUUCUUCCACAUCAAGCGAUGCCACAUCGCGAUCAACCGGAACUACCGCAGCGAAGAAAGCUGGGUUAUUGGAGUUCCCCUACAAUGUCGCUUUUCGUCGACUUCUCAGCAAGUUUCAGACGCAUCCCAACCCUUACUCGAAGUUGCACGCACUGUACGAGUUGGAGCUGCUGAUUGUCGCAUCGCUGUCAUCUCGGACUAGCAAGUCGUACAACAAUCGCCGUGAUGCACUACCAACAGUUCCUCAAUCACCGACCCUGGGCCCCAUGCCGGAGCUGAGCUCACGCGAGCCUGCCACCCAUACAAAUCGGGCCCAGAAUCUGGAGCAAGCGAUUGCCAACUGCGAGGAACGUCGUUCCCAAAGCAUGACACAAGACAGAGCCAGCAACGCCUCGCCGUUACCGCGCGUGGGCGCGCGUUCACCUAUCGGUCCGCCCAGCACCGACAUGAUUGUUGAGGUCAUUCAAGGUCUUUUGCGAGACGCCGACAUCCGUCCAAAAACGCUCUUCCGCGAUCUCCAGUACAUCGCCUCAUUCGUUCCCGCACAGAUGCUCGACAAGACUGCUCGCGGCAAGGCAUUCUGGGACGUCGGUCUUGCUGCACUGGGUCUCAAGAUGGACGUAUGUCGCAUCAUGCUGGAGCUUGUCGACGAAGUCAUCACACAAAACAGCAAGCGCGACGAUAUCGUCAAAGCCGGUGCCGCUGAGAAAGCUUCCGCCACCAUUCCCCCACCAGCCGACGAGCCACUCUCGCGCUACACAAUGGAAGACGCAGCCCGCAUGCUCGUCAUCACCGCCAAAGAAGGCGAUGCCGUCGCCGAGCGCGAACUCGCCAUCUUCUACCUCACCACGCCCGAUCUCCUACACCGCACUGUCCUGCCCCUCACCAAGCCCAGCGAGGUCUUCAAGACGGAACUCCUCAACCGCGAGAGGAAGGCGAGCAACGAUGUCGCGCGAUCCGAUCCGAUGACUAUGUGUGUCGCACAGCACUGGAUGGAGCAAUCCAUGCGCGGCGGUGACAACCUCGCCGCCAAAUACCUGCGCCAGCGCAGCGAGUUGGAGAAUAUCCCCGCGCGGUCCUAACGGCGUUGAAAUUCUUCUUGAGCGAUACCCCAAACCUCCCGUUAUUUCUGUUUCUCUGCGCGCGCAUGUUCGUUACGAAAUCUGCAUGCAUGCAUAGCGUGGAGUUUUCUCUUAUUUCCCAUCGUUGUUUUCAUCAUUUUUGCAUGAUUCCCCCUAUUGCCUGGCUCUUAUUUUUUCCCGGGCACGCGCUCCCCGUUGUAGAUGUUGUCCCUGGACAUGGUGGAUGAAUGGACGGAUGGGUGUGUAUAUGGAAAUGGGCACAUAUAACGAAUCACGGCCACGGGCUCUCUGGGAUCGGUCGGUAUCUGAUCAAUUUUUCCGUCAUCUCGCAAUACCAAUAUAGCGUAGACUUUUUUCUUUUGGGCAUAAUAGGGGAAAUUUGAAAGUUGCAUUAUU